Molecule: messenger RNA, 1661 nt
Organism: Brassica napus (rape)
Lineage: Eukaryota; Viridiplantae; Streptophyta; Magnoliopsida; Brassicales; Brassicaceae
Exons: 5
Coding region: 141-1526 (461 amino acids)
Biological process (GO): regulation of gene expression
Cellular component (GO): peroxisome
Source: RefSeq, a predicted model, not a curated record
AAGCACAGAUCUGACGGUUGAGAAUAUGGCAACACGCUUAUUUGAGAUCCAAAGCAUGCGAGGCAGAUAGAUAGAUAAUCUCAGCCACGAGAGAAGAAAAAAAAAAAAAACCCCUCUCUGAUCCGGAACACACAGAUUCGAUGGCUCUCGAGAAAGGCUCCGAUCAUCCUCAUCGUGGAACCAUGGGCGAAGGCGAGUAUUUCUCCGGGAAUGAUUAUACAAUGGUCUUCUGGAACAUGGAUGACUAUCCAAUCCCUGUUGGCAUGGAUGAUUUUGGUUCUAUACGUAUCAAUAUCAUAGAAGCUCUUGAACGAUUUGGAUAUCAUGGAGAGACUGAUGUCAAUGUGCACUGUGCGCAACUUGAGUGCGACGUAAGGGAUGAGUUAAGCAAGGCCAGAAUCGAUUACUUACCUGAGGCUACCAAGGUUUACCUGACUUCGACUGCCAAAGUGUGUUCUCUGGAUAUGACUGCUUUUUUGGUUCGCAUAGCGUUACCUCAACCUCCAAUUAAUAUCGCAGUAAUCGCAAAACCAAAAGCGGAGUUAGUUAGGGUUCUCAAGUGUUUGAAAUCGAGGGGUCACACACUUAUGCUAAUUCAUCCGCCUGAUGGUGAACAACUUAGCUUUAGUGUAGAUACGUUGCUUGCUCAUGCACAUCUCGGUGAUAGCAAAGAAGAAGAAGAUCAUCCCUCCCAGGGCGAAGAAGAAGAUCAUCUCUCCAAGGGCGAAGAAGAAGAUCAUCUCUCCAAGGGCGAAGAAGAAGAUCAUCUCUCCAAGGGCGAAGAAGACACCUCUGUUGGACUUGGCCCCUACUACUACUACUGCCAAUACCUCUCUCAGAAGGCUGAAAAAGAAAAAGAAAAAGAAGAAGAAGUAGAAGAUCCCUACAAGAUCUUAGAUUUCCUCGAGCCUAUCAGACCCUCCGUCAAAGGGGCUAUGACAGCCGUCUUCUGGGAUGCUCAGUAUUGCCCAUUCCCUCCUGGUUCCACUGCUGAUGAGAUCUACAACUCUAUCGAAUUAGCUCUUGUGAAAAGGAAGUUUACUAAUAAGACUACAAUCUGGGCCUAUCUUGGUGAUGAUGACAAGAACGGUUCUGCCUUACUGGGUGACAAGACUUGGGCCUCCAGAAUCUACUUUUUUUCCGCAGGGGAUAAAGCCUCGAGACGUAUUAGAAUGACAAAUGACAUUUGUUUUUGGGCACAUGAAUCAAGUUGUCAACCAGUUCGUGAAAGUUUGUUCAUAGUCUCUGAUCAAUUCAGAGGUGAUCUCUACUACGUCGAGCUGCUUCACAAUUUGGUGCCCGCAUGUUUGCAUCUUUUCUGCAUAACUCCGACUCAGGACAUCAAUAAACCAGAAAGCCCUGAAUGGCCAGAAUUGUUUUUUGAUAAAGGAGCAUAUCGUUUGCUGUUGGAAAUAAGCGAAAUCCCUGCUGCAUGUUCUUGUUCCAAAAAGCGUAAAACCGAUGCAGGAAUGCUCGUUACGAUGGAGGACGAAGAAGAAACAAGUGGCAUGGAGUCUAACGAAUGAGCAGCGCUUACAGUGUGAGUUUAGUCUCUAUGUUUUAUUGGGUUUACGUGGUGUGUUUUCUGUUUUUGGUUUGAACGUUUCUAUUUUUCUUUUUUUGCAAUGGAUUAUCAGAGUUAAAAAUAAAGUUUCUAAAGA